This is a messenger RNA of Stomoxys calcitrans (stable fly), 4495 nucleotides long. It is a transcript of the gene CPSF1, whose product is annotated as cleavage and polyadenylation specificity factor subunit 1. The coding region runs from base 76 to 4383 and encodes 1435 amino acids. The record is from RefSeq and is a predicted model, not a curated record. Gene Ontology annotation, cellular component: nucleus; mRNA cleavage and polyadenylation specificity factor complex. Gene Ontology annotation, molecular function: protein binding; nucleic acid binding. NCBI's taxonomy places the organism in Eukaryota, Metazoa, Arthropoda, Insecta, Diptera, Muscidae. The transcript has a single exon.
UGUUGUUGGAUUACAUUUGUUUGUUUUGUUGGCUUAUACUGUUUGGGGAAUAUAGGAAUAUAGUUAGUUCCAAGUAUGUUCUCCAUAUGUAAACAGUCUCAUCCUGCCACAGCAGUGGAAUUUGCAAUAACCUGCCGGUUUUUCAACAACAUCGACGAAAAUUUAGUGGUGGCGGGUGCUAAUGUGCUGAAAGUUUAUAGAAUAUUUCCGAAUUUGGAUACAUCUCAGCGGCAGCAAAAAAUAAAUCCAAAUGAUUUACGUACACCACCCAAGAUGCGGCUGGAGUGCCUGGCAUCGUAUACGCUGUAUGGUAAUGUAAUGUCCUUGCAAAGUGUUACACUAACCGGCUCAAUGCGAGAUGCUUUAUUGAUUAGCUUCAAGGAUGCUAAGUUAUCUGUUGUACAACAUGAUCCUGAUACGUAUGCCCUAAAAACACUUUCCCUUCAUUAUUUUGAGGAGGAUGACAUACGGGAUGGCUGGACAGGUCGUUAUUAUGUGCCCAUGGUGCGCGUGGAUCCAGAUGCGCGCUGUGCAAUUAUGCUGGUUUACGGUAAGCGCUUGGUUGUACUUCCCUUUCGCAAAGAGAAUGGUAUCGAUGAAAUAGAGUUGGCCGAUGUGAAGCCUAUAAAGAAAGCACCCACUGCCAUUAUGUCCCGCACCCCCAUAUUAGCUUCAUAUUUAAUAGCGCUACGAGAUCUUGAUGAGAAAAUUGACAAUGUGUUAGAUAUACAAUUCCUGCAUGGCUAUUAUGAACCGACAUUGCUCAUUCUGUACGAGCCAGUGCGUACUUUUGCAGGUCGUGUGGCUGUUCGUUCCGACACAUGUGUCUUGGUGGCAAUUUCUUUAAACAUCCAACAACGUGUUCAUCCAAUUAUAUGGACAGUGACAGGACUUCCAUUUGAUUGUUUGCAGGUUUUUCCAAUUCAAAAACCCAUAGGAGGUUGUUUGGUAACAUCGGUAAAUGCCAUAAUGUAUCUGAAUCAAAGUGUGCCUCCCUAUGGUGUAUCAUUAAACAGUUCUGCGGAUCAUAGCACUAAUUUCCCGCUCAAACCGCAGGAUGGCGUUCGCAUUAGUUUGGAUGCUGCCAAUAUAGCUUUUAUUGAUGUCGACAAAUUGGUGGUUUCCUUGCGGACCGGAGAUCUUUAUGUGGUUACUUUAUGUGUUGAUUCCAUGCGAACAGUUCGUAAUUUUCACUUCCAUAAGGCCGCCGCCAGUGUGCUGACAAGUUGCAUGUGUGUUUGCCAAAGUGAAUAUCUGUUUUUGGGUUCGCGUCUGGGCAAUUCCCUUCUGCUGCACUUUACUGAAGAGGACCAAAGCACUGUCAUAACCUUGGAUGAAUACGAUACUAAUGAGACAACUAGUGGCAAUGUAACCACACCCGAUGAAACCCGCAAAGCCCGUCGAAUUGAAGAUGAAGAACUCGAAGUGUAUGGCUCGGGAGCAAAGACAUCGGUACAGUUAAGAAAAUACAUAUUUGAAGUUUGCGAUAGCUUGCUGAAUGUUGGCCCCAUCAAUUUCAUGUGUGCAGGCGAGCGUGUCGAAUUUGAGGAAGGUGGCACGACAAUGCGCCCCCAAGCCAAUCAGCUAUCAGAGUUAAAAAUUGACAUUGUGGCAUCAAUUGGCCAUAAUAAGAAUGGAGCUUUGUGUGUUUUUGCCAACUGCAUUGAUCCUCAAGUGAUAACAUCGUUUGAGCUGGAUGGGUGUUUGGAUGUUUGGACUGUCUUUGAUGAUGUGAGCAAGAAAUCCAACCACCAGGAUCACCAUGAUUUCAUGAUACUGUCCCAGAGAACUUCGACAUUGGUCCUGCAGACAGGAGAAGAAAUCAAUGAAAUUGAUAACACUGGCUUUAGCUAUAACCAGCCCACAAUUUUCGUGGGAAAUUUGGGCCAAAAUCGUUUCAUUGUCCAGGUUACUACUCGUUCGGUGCGGCUGCUGCAAGGAAAACGUCUGAUACAAAAUGUACCCAUCGACGAGGGAGCUCCUGUUGUGCAAGUGUCCACUGCUGAUCCAUAUGUUUGCCUUCGAGUGUUGCACGGCAAGGUCAUCACUUUGGCAUUGAGAGAAACAAAAGGUACACCGCGAUUGGCCAUUAACAAAAAUACCAUCAGCAGUGUUCCAGCGGUUAUAUCCUUAGCGGCUUACAAAGACCUUUCCGGAUUAUUUACCACGAAAUCUGAUGAUGUUCUGAAUCUAACAGGCAGCAGUGGGAAUUCACUUUACAGCGGUUUGGGAUAUAUGAAAGCAGAGCCGAAUAUGAAAAUAGAAGACGAGGAAGAUCUUUUGUACGGCGAAACAGGCAAUGCCUUCAAAAUGAACAGCAUGGCUGAUUUGGCAAAACAGUCAAGGCAAAAAAAUUCUGAUUGGUGGCGUCGUCUUCUGAUGCAAGUGAAGUCAACCUAUUGGUUGGUGGUAGGCAGAGAAAGUGGUACCCUUGAGAUAUAUUCCAUGCCCGAUAUGAAGCUGGUAUAUUUGGUCAAUGAUGUAGGUAACGGUGACACCGUGCUGACAGAUUCCAUGGAAUUCGUGCCAGCCAACCUAAACCAGACCGACAAUAAACAGGGAAUACUGCUGAAUUGUAUGCCACAGCAUGCAAAUUCUCCUUUGCCCAUUGAAUUGUCGUUGGUGGGUCUUGGCUAUCAAGGAAACCGACCAUUGCUUAUGAUACGUACCCGCUCGGAAUUGUUAAUCUACCAAGUGUAUCGAUAUGCCAAGGGCCACAUGAAGAUACGUUUCCGUAAAAUAAACACCAUUAACGUACGUGACGACGAUGACAAAAUGAUGGAAGUUGAUGACGACGACAACUCGGAAUUUGAAUCAUACAACCUACAAGAUCGUUAUAUUAGCAAACUGAGAUUUUUCACCAAUAUAUCGGGCUUGAAUGGGGUAGUGGUUUGUGGACCCAAUCCUUGCUUUAUAUUCCUCACCGGCAAGGGCGAACUAAGGGUGCAUAAAUAUACGAAUGGCUAUUUGAGAAGUUUUUCAGCGUUUAAUAACGUCAACUGCCCGCAGGGAUUUCUAAGUUUCGAUACUACGUUCGAUUUGAAGAUUUGUGUGCUACCACCAUACCUCACCUACGACUCUGCCUGGCCUGCGCGAAAAGUCCCACUGCGUUGUACCCCCAAACAGAUUGUUUAUCACCGUGAAAAUCGAGUGUAUUGCCUCAUCACCCAAACCGAGGAAAUCACUAACAAAUAUUAUCGAUUCAAUGGCGAAGACAAAGAAUUGACGGAGGAAAACAAGGGUGAGCGCUUUAUAUAUCCUACCAUGUCGAAAUUUACUAUGGUACUUGUGAGCCCCGAAACAUGGGAAAUUGUUCCGGAUGCCUCAAUUGAAUUUGAAAACUGGGAGCAUGUGACUGCAUUUAAAAUAGUCAAACUGGCCUACGAGGGUACACGAUCGGGACUCAAGGAGUACCUGUGCAUUGGCACCAAUUUCAACUACAGCGAAGAUAUUACAUCACGUGGUAAUAUACAUAUUUACGAUAUAAUCGAAGUGGUUCCGGAGCCGGGAAAGCCAUUAACAAAGUUCAAGUUAAAGGAGAUUUUCAAAAAAGAACAAAAGGGGCCCGUCUCUGCCAUAGCGGACGUUCUUGGGUUUCUUGUAACGGCAUUUGGACAAAAGAUAUACCUUUGGCAACUUACGGACGACGAUCUCAUAGGCGUGGCGUUUAUUGAUACCAACAUAUAUGUACAUGAAAUUAUUUCAAUCAAAUCGCUGAUACUUAUUGCCGAUGUCUACAAGUCCGUGAGUGUUUUACGCUUUCAAGAGGAAUUCCGCACAUUGUCGCUGGCUUCAAGAGAUUUUUACCCAUUGGAGGUUUUCGGCAUAGAGUUUAUGGUGGACAACACAAAUUUGGCUUUUCUGGUAUCGGAUGCCGAGAAGAACUUUAUUGUGUACAUGUAUCAGCCCGAGGUUCGCGAAUCUAUAGGCGGUCAAAAGCUUUUGCGCAAAGGGGACUAUCACCUGGGCCAAACCGUCAACACAAUGUUUCGAGUACAAUGCCAUCAGCGGGGGCCUAUGCAAAGGCAACCGUUCAUGUAUGAGAAUAAACAUUUCGCCGUCUUUGGUACCCUGGAUGGCGGUAUAGGCUACUGUAUGCCAUUGCCAGAAAAAGUUUACCGACGCUUUUUAAUGUUGCAGAAUGUGCUGCUUUCGUACCAGGAGCAUCUAUGUGGCUUAAAUCCCAAAGAAUUUCGUACCAUAAAGAUGGCAAAGAAACUCUCAAUCAAUCCUAGCCGCUGUAUAAUCGAUGGUGAUUUAAUUUGGUCCUUUGCCAAUAUGACUGUUGCUGAGCGCAAUGAGGUCGCCAAGAAAAUCGGUACCAAAACUGAGGACAUACUAAGUGAUCUUUUGGAAAUAGAAAGGCUAACCGCUGUGUUUUAAAACAAAAUAGAUUGUGCGCACUGCACGAUCCACACAAUUUUUUGAAUUUUACUUUAUCGUAACUGGCAAUUGAUUGCUGCCAAUAAAAAUAGAAUUAUAUAUUGUACCAUUA